This is a messenger RNA of Diatraea saccharalis (sugarcane borer), 1458 nucleotides long. Lineage: Eukaryota; Metazoa; Arthropoda; Insecta; Lepidoptera; Crambidae. The record is from the annotation of a GenBank genome assembly.
AUUGAACGAAAUUUGAAGGGCGUUACGUGCGUGCCUCGCUUUUUCAUUACCAUUUGUGAGUGAUGCAAUGUAAGGAAAAGUGCAAUUAUAUAAUUUACACAAUAUCACUUAAACAGAAAAAGUAGGUAUGGCUAACUCACAACGUGUUUUCGAUUAUUCAGAAGAAUCUCAAGCAGAGAAAUUAGCAAGAAAAUCAAAGGAUUCCCCUUUUAUGAUCAUAGGUAUUUUAGGAUUAAUAGGAGUAUGUGGCUGGGGUGCAUAUUCCUAUAAAAAUAGAGGUAAAAUGAGCACAAGUGUAUUUUUAAUGCAACUGCGAGUGGCCGCUCAGGGUACUGUUGUGUCAGCACUCACUAUUGGCUUAGCAUACACAUUAGCCAAGCAACAUCUAUUUAAGGAUGAGAAGAAAGAAUAGCAUAACUUAACAAAAAACUAGGGGACAUUAAUAGCAAAACUAUUGUUUAGAAAUAUGUGAAUAACAUUAUUUAUUUUUUGAAGAUAAGAUAAAAAUGAAUUAUACAUUUUCAAUGAUAUCGAAACAAUAUCACAAUUUUAUUUUCAAUGUUGUAGCAAAUUUUUAAAUUAUGUAGAGAAUUUAUAUUAAAAGUAAUAUAUAAAAGGGAAUGUGUAAGGAGCCGUACAUUUAUCAAGUGAUGUUUAUUCAAAAACUAACCUCCUCCUCCCCCUUAGUAACCAUCCAAAUCACAUGUAUAUUUUGACAUAACUUUUCACAGGUCAUUGAAAAAAUCGCGUCUAAUUACCGUUAUUAUAAAUAUGUAAUAAUGCAGCGCAAUAGUUCAAAACUAAAUAUCACUUUUCGGUUUAGUAAUUGCGCGUUUGAGGAAAAUAUAAAUACACAUGGUAUAUUACUACACAACCUCCCCCGUUGUGAUAUUUCGUGAUUUUUGUCGAACCUCCCACCCCCUAUCGAAUCUCACGUGAUUAAUGUAUGGCCCCUAACUAAUUGACUAAGUUCUAGAGAAAGGAAAAAUUAUAUUCAAAAUUAUAAUAGACAAUUGUGGGAUCUCAUAUUUUGUAUGUGUGGAAUUCAGAUCAUGUAGAAUGAAUAUAUAUGUCUUUUGUAAAUUAUACUCAUCCCACAAAUCAUUCCCUUCACAUUUUUUUGUAAACAGAACUAAAAAGUAAAGCAAUAAGUAUUAUUAUAACUUAUUUUCUGUAUUUAUCCAAGCUUGAAAAAUUAUUGCUUAAAAUAUUUAUUUGAUUGUUUAAAGAAAUUCAUUUUUAAAAGUAACUUACAAGAAUCUCAAAAUUUGAAACUCUAAUUAUUAUCUCAAACAAAAUGUAUGUACUUAUGCUAUAAAAUAUUAUUAAAUUACAUAAGUAGGAAAAUGUACUGUAUUGUUUUGUGAUAAUUGUGAUAAUGUUAUUAAUGUUGUUUAAGUUAUUAGCUAUUUAUUGAUCUAUAAUUGAUAUAGAAAAUUAAAAUAAAUGUAUUUUAAU